This is a messenger RNA of Trypanosoma conorhini, 3711 nucleotides long. RefSeq lists its product as uncharacterized. The coding region runs from base 1 to 3711 and encodes 1236 amino acids. The transcript has a single exon. Gene Ontology annotation, cellular component: protein phosphatase type 2A complex; cytoplasm. Gene Ontology annotation, biological process: protein dephosphorylation. Gene Ontology annotation, molecular function: protein phosphatase regulator activity. The record is from RefSeq and is a predicted model, not a curated record. Lineage: Eukaryota; Euglenozoa; Kinetoplastea; Trypanosomatida; Trypanosomatidae.
AUGGAUAACAACACGGUGUUGCUUUCCGUCCUGGAGGACCUCAUCCAUUGGCCGCUUCCCCCGGCGGAGCCUCCUGUUCUGGACCCCACGACGUUUGGCGCGGUGGACCUCGACGCCGAUGCGGUGUGGCGCGAGGAGGCGCUGCUCACCGCGGGCGGCGCCGAGGACCUCGACGAGGAACCACGCGAGCGGCAACGGGCCCGCUACGAGGCCGUGCUCCGCCUGACCUCCCUUGCGCAGGCGUUGGGCGCCCAGUGGGCCAAGCUGGAAGUUGUCCCCUAUUUGCUGCGCUGCCUGGAGGAGGAGGAUGCGGAGCUGAGCUUUGCCGCCGGCAUGGCGCUCAUCGAGUUCGCAACCUCCUCGUUUAGUUUUCGGCCCCAGCAGCUGCUGGGGCCGGCGGCGGCGGCAGCGGCAGCGGCAGACACCCGCGCAGAGAAGCUAGACGUCGACCGCGGCCGGCCGCUCUCAACGGAGGACCUUCUGCCCGCGCUGGUGCGCAUGGGCGCCUGCAACGACGCCGGUGUCCGCCGCUUCCUUGCGGAGGUGGUGAUUCCGAUGGUGUUUUUUGGCGUCCCCCUCGAGCGCCACUUCGACCUCCGCGACUGGAAGCUUAAGUACCUCAACGCCGCCCCAGACGGGGCGGAGGUGGGCGAUGAGCCCAAGCUCAGCUUCGACGCCCGUGGUUGCGGUGGCGGCCACAAGAGCCACGGUGCGCGUGGGGGCAGCUGCGGCGGGUCAGAGCUGCGGCGCUCCAGCGGGAGUGGCGCAGGCGAAGGCCUCGGCAGCAGCCAUCGGGCGGAGCAGCAUGUCAGCAGUGGCACCACGGAAGUGUGGGACCCGUUUGAAAUCAACCUCUACGCAAACCGCAUGCGCAGCGCUGUUGCCACCUUCCUCCGCGACGUGGGCGCAGCCGAGGCGGGGGCGGAGGGGCCCAUGAUGGCCUCCAGCGGCAGCGCAAUAGCGGCGCACGACUACACCAAAAACCCGGCUCGCCGUGAAGCAUUUCACGCUCGCUGGGUUCUUUUUGUGGGCCUCAUGGAGUCCAUGCUAAGGUCCGAGUACGCCGCGACGGUGAGCUCCGCGGUGGAUUGCAUCAGCAACAUCUACUCCUGCAUUGCGUGGUUUGAGUGCAUGGAGCGGCGCCACGGCGGCCCGGCGCUGCGCACCCCAACCCUCCUACGCUCCACCGAAGAACUUGCGACGUUUCUGUUCAGCACGACGCGAACACACGUUGGUCGCUCCAUCUGCAGUGGGGCGGAGAGGCCACGUCAGGACUUGAUGAUGGUUCUCUCUGAGCACCGCCUAAUUCUCACAAGGAACCCGGCGGCCGCCUCCGGCGCUGCGGAGACGCACAGCUCCAUCGCACUGGGAUGCGGGGGAGUUGGCGCGGCGGAGAGUGAGGUGUGGGAUUUGUGCCUGGGCGGCCGUGCCCCGGUCAUGCACCGCGUAGUCCGCAUGAGCCUCCUGCGUUCGCUGCCGCAACUCAUCGACUGGACUCGCGGCGCGGAAAAAGGCCGGGGCACAGGCACAGGCGCCCCGGAGUGGAUGGAAGGGCUAAGUUUCUUUUCUGUCUGCGACGUUUUUGCGCAGGCCCUCGCCGCCCCCGCCGCAGUCCAUGGCGACAGCGACAGCGAGACGGAGCGUAACGACGAUCGCGAGGCAGAGCAGGCAGGGCGGCAGAUUACAAAGCGGCACGAGACGACCAAAGGGAAAGACGCUGAGGCCCCGAAUUGCAUGCCGCCGCUAGAGAGUGACGUGUGCCACGACUGCGGCGUCGCCGAGGCGGUGCUGGAUGGUGUGCAGCUCCUGCUGGACGAGCUGCUGCGCCCGCACACGAUAGAGGACUUCUUGCAAGGCAACGUGGGACGCACGCUGCCGGUGACGCUGACUGAAAAGAAGGAACGUUUGUUGCAUUUGUGCGGCCUAUACCGCGACUGCGUCGUCGGGUUGGCGGCUCUGCUGGCGUGGAAGACGCGGUGGCUGACGACGCACCGCCUGCCACAGCUCACAACGGCGCUGCUAGAAGUUGUGCGCCGCGUCGGCACGCACGACCCUAACGAGGGUCCCGCACUUGUGGAGCUCUGCACCGAGUUCUUGUUUCAGUUCCAUCUGGAGCAGUGGUCCUCCGCCCCCGAGGGCGACGGGGCUCUGAGGGGGCUCGUGCACGACGACGAGGAGGAGGUGCGCUGUAUCGUGUCGGUGGCUGCGGCGAGUGUGUUUCGGGCGCUGGGGCAAGGCAUGUUUUGCCUCGUGUUUCCCCGUGGCGUGGUCGUUGAUAUGCAGUCGCAUCGUCGCACGGACGCACAGGCGCGUGAGGGCGGUGCUGCGCGGCGCCUCCAUGCGGACCCCACCAAAUCGGAGACCGUGAGCUGGAAGGGGGCAAGAAGGGAGGUCCCCAAGCAUGGGGCGCUGCUUUCCGUCCAGAGCUUGCUGCGGUCACUUCCCACGCUCUUGGACGUCGUGCUGUCCUGCUGCGCGCACGUCAUGCGUGACCCGGAGGAGCGUGUGCGCUCGGGCGCCGCCGCCGGGGUCUCGGCGCUCGCGCGGACGCUGAGCGCGAUGGUGGCGGCCUGCGACCUGCACGUGGAGGACCUCGGCAAAGGCACCUGGCUGCGCUACCUGGACAGCACCACCGUGUCACUCAUGACGCUCCUCACCGAUCGCAGCCCGACGGUGCAGAUUGCGCUCGUGUCGGAGCUGGCGGCCCUGCUUGUGAGCAGCGCCGGAGAAACGGGGAGGCUUGCGGCGGCCAUCGGCGGCCGCAGAAACGAUGAGGCGGCGCAGGUGCGGAAGGAGGCCCUUGUUGCCUGCCUAAAGAGCCUUUCACGGCAUGAGGUUUGGCGCUAUCGCGAGCGCUACGCCGUGCUGCUGUCGGAGAUGUGCGUGAAGUUUCUGGCCCCCAACUCCCUGGCCGCGGUGGAGGCCGCCGCGCAGUCGCUGGGCGGGGCGCACAGCCUUGAGGAAGGCCUGCGCGAGAGCAGCGUCGCGGCGGGCCGCCCAAGCGGCGUGGUGGUCGCCGAAGACGGCGUCAACCCGCUUCACGGCUUCGCGAAGGACGAGCUUCUGCCGCUUCUGGUGGAUGUCCUCUUCGACAAGGUGAAGGCGGUGCGGGAUCAGGCGCUGGAGUCGCUGGAGAAGAUGUGCACCCAACUCUCCGCGGCGCGCUCGCAGCUGCAGGCGGCCGCGUCGAGCGGUGGCACAGGCGGCGUGGGAGGUGGAGGUCGCCUGAGUGCCGCCUGCGUGGGAGGCAGAAGCGGCAGCAGCAGCAGGAGCGGCGGCAGGCAGAACUCCCUCCACCACCCGCAGCCGCCGCCGCAAGGCGACGACGACGACGUCUUUGUCAACGACACCUUGUGGCCUCUCGUCGUGAGCUCCCCCAAGGCGAUGGCGACGUACCUCAGCCGCAGCUCGCUGCUUCGCAUCGCGGUGCGCCUCGGCGUCGACAAGGAGUCCAUUCUCCUCCCGCUCCUCGACCAGCUGGGCCACGAUGCGGUGCUGAACGUGCGGCUUGUCGUCGCAAAGGAGCUGUACGGCAUUCUGGCCGCCUCCGCCUCCGCCUCCGCCGCCGGCCUCGCCCCGCGCCCCGCCAAAGUCACCUUCACGGAGCAUGAGAAGAACGGGGUGGUGCUGCAGCUCCUGCGGCUGCUGGUGGAGGACAAAUCAGCCGACGUCCGCGAUGAGGCCGCCAAGGCCUUGAAAAUCUGUUUCUGA